Molecule: messenger RNA, 2622 nt
Organism: Megalobrama amblycephala (Wuchang bream)
Lineage: Eukaryota; Metazoa; Chordata; Actinopteri; Cypriniformes; Xenocyprididae
Gene: ddias
Product: DNA damage-induced apoptosis suppressor
Exons: 4
Biological process (GO): negative regulation of intrinsic apoptotic signaling pathway in response to DNA damage
Cellular component (GO): nucleus; cytoplasm
Source: RefSeq, a predicted model, not a curated record
GAAGAAAAAACUUGACGUUCUUGUUUUGAAAUGCGAAGUUUGUUUGUAGCUGAGUUUUUUGUUUCUGAUCCUUUACGUUUAAAUUAUAUGCUUUAUUAUUUUAUUUCUUGAAUAUUACAUACCUAAAUGUAAGAAUAUACGUUAUAUGUAAUAAGUCCUUUGUAAUCAGUGUCCUCCUUGUAGAGAAUAAUGGUAUCAUGGUCAAUGUUUGUAAACCUUGUCAGUAGUUUUAAGCACUCAUGAGCAACACACGGGCUCUCGUGAGCUGCACAAUACUUUCUUUGCAAGACUCUUGUUUUAUAUAUCCAUGCUGCAAAGGCUGUCUGUCCAGAUUAAUUCAGGAAACGCAAAAGUUUAACUUCUGAAUCAAUAUCUUUAGGGCUACAUGUGGAAGGUGUGGAUUCACAUGUGACUUACAGAACGUGGACUACAGAUACAGGCUGUCAUUUAAAGUGUCCAGAAACCAAGAUAUAUUUGGUGUGACAGUAUUCGGUGGCUGUUUAAAUCCCUUCUUCGGCAUUACUGCUGGUGGUCUUCAACGAUUUAUUGAUUUGGAGAAAACUGGCGGCACACAUACUGUUCAACAACUGCUUGUCAAAGCUGUGGAAGACUGCUUUAUAGGAAGAUGUGUCAUUUUUGGAUUAAAGGUUCCUCAUAAUAAUGCCAAAACGCUGUCUGGACAGUUAGUGGCCUGCCAAAUAAUUUCUCCAUGCGAGUCUUUGAUGGGAUGUACUGUAAUUGCUUAUUUUAAAAACCUCUUGCAAGCAAAUUCACAUUUGUGCUCUUCUGAAUCUGCAAACGAUAUCUGUCCAUCACAACAGAAAGACUCACAAAGUUCACAACGAGAUGAACUCAACAGAUUUGAUUAUACUCCUCCAUCUUGUGCAAGGUUGGAUUCUCAACCCAGCAGUGAAGGAUUCACACUCUCAAGGGCAUGGCAGUCACCCGGCUUAUGCUUCCCUCCAGAAGCAAUAAGUAAUCAGCUGUCCAGAGAUUAUGAUCGUAAUAUAUUUUCACCAAAGAAAGAAGAGACAAGAACAUGUAAAUGCACAUGUCAAAGCAACACCAGUCAGCUGAAGCAUGAUAAUUGUAGACAGGAUGAACUAAAGAAUGAAACACAAAACACUCCCAGAAAAUCUUUUUCCUCAAGCUGUGACAUGUUUGAAUCAUCAGCACAUUUCAACAGUUCUACUGCAUGUGACACUAUGAAUCCUUUGAGCACCUUUUCUUGUGAAAAUAAUUCUGAAAUAGCUACAUCCGGACACUGCCUUGUAAGAGCUAAAUCCAGGGACGAUUAUGAUUCAACUUUUCAUGAGAAGUCACUUUACAGUCAUUCUGGUCAAAAUAUAUGUUUUGAUUUAGAAGAUGCACCUUUAUCAGAAAGCUUAGAAGAUUUUGUCAGGGUUGAGCCUCAGAUAUCAGAGGUAAAUGACACAAAGGAGCGCGGUUCAUGUAAAAGAGAUGAAAUGAUUCAAGAGCAUUCUCUGAAGAAAAAUUCAGUGGUCACAAGCUGUAUCUCAAACACUACACAAAUACCUCUUUGUGGUGAUAAAUUGUCCUCACAAAUGCGCAAUGUGAACAUAAGCUGGAAAGAGAACGAUGAAAAUGACUGCCGAGAAAAUCUUGAAAUUAAGAUGAACAAUGCUGAGACUCUGUGCACAACUAAUUCUUCAGGGCUAAAAAAGAUGCCUUUUAGUCCAUGUAAUCGCUCUACAAACAACCGGUUGUCUUUUUCUAGCAAAAAACGCACUUUAAAAAGAAAAAAAUUAACCAAAAGCAGACCAUCUGUGACUUUUUGUUCAGUUAACCAUGAAAAGAGCAAAUAUUUCGGGCACUGUGCACAAAGUGAGGUCCAUUCUGUAAACUGCAAAGUCAAGCAGGAUCUGAUUGUGUUUGAUGACCAUGGAGAGAAGUACAAUUGCUCUGUAGACUUGUUUGCUUCUGGUCAAAGCAGUAUGGACAUGAACCUUUUGGAUGUGACAGAGGUUUCUAAAGUAAAUGAACCAAGGAAUGUCAACACAUCAGAGCCUGGACUUUCAGGUUCCCUGCUUUUUUCACCAUGUUUGCAAUCCACCCCAGUUUCAAAUUAUCAACACUCGUGUGGACAGAAGACGGGGAGAACACGAAGACGUGUAAGCUCACAGUGCUCCAGAGCAAUUAAAUGUGCAUUUAAAAGUAAGACCACAGAUCUAGGUUUAAGUGAUAAAAGACUAAAGUUGGAUCAGACUGUUGGCUCUGAGAGUUUCUCAGGCGAGACAGACAAGCAGGAUGCAAGUUGUAAUUUAUCUGUAAACGUAAAUGAGUGGUCCAGAGAUCUUUUCGAAAAUUCAUUUUGAAUUACAAUAUUCUGUUUUGUAAAUAAUUUUGUAAAUAUGAAAUGUAGUUGUAAAUAACUGUUUAAAUAAUUUAUAAAUAUAAAAAUUACCCCAAUUGUUUUUUUUUUUGACUGAAUAUUAACUUUUGUUUCAGAACAAAACAAUGUUGUUGUUUUACAAUAUAUACAUACCCAGAAUUAUUUAUUCUUAUGACAUUAUAUUAAGUAUUCAUAAUUGAACUGACAUGUGUUUAAUAGUCAGUUCUGACUUACAAAUGUAUACGUUAAUAAAAUGAUAGAAAACCCUG